AUGAAUAAUACAAGUCCAGAGGUGAUAAUAUCGAAUGUCACUUCUAGCUCAACUGCAAUUGAUUCUUUGUCAACUACGGGUUCCAAAAUAUUGCAUGAACUAUUAUCAACAACUUCAAUAAUUUUAAUUACAUCAUUAACUUUAAUAAUAAUAGGUUCAUAUUCAACUGUAUCCAAACCAAAAGAUGCAGAAGAUCCAAGAUUGGAUAUGGAAAUGAAUCCAAAUUUUGAUCCAACUGAUAUGGACAAUUGUAAAUAUUAUAUAAUGAACAAAACAGAUUUAGAAUUAAACUCAAUGCAAGAUUUAUCAAUGAAACAAGUUUUAAUGUUCCCAUUUAUUGCAGGUGCAGCUUUAGGUGGAAUGUAUUAUUGUUUAAAAAAUCAAAUUAGUAUUACAUCAAUUUUGAGAUGGUAUAUAAUUUUAAUUACUCCGGUUAAUUGUUAUUUUACAUUUCUGACAAUUUCAACAAUGGCUAUUAGAAAAUUUACUCAUUGGAUUGGUAAAGAUUCUAGAUUGAUAACGGAAAGAUAUAGAUUAGUAGUUGUUAAAGACAAGGAUGUGUUUCCAUUAGGUAAGUUGGAAAAUUUACUGGAAGGUGAAGAAGAGAAGAAGAAAGACCAAAAGUUAUCAGAAGAAGCUAUACAUGAGAAAAGAGUUAAAUUCGAUCAAUAUUUAAAAAAUGAAAAAAUUAAAGUUUUCAAUGAAAGUGAUAUAUUAAAUGUUGACAAAUUUGAUAGUGAUUGGAUAUUUGAUUUUAAAUUUUUAUUUACAUUACCAGCAUCAUUAACAACUACUUAUUUUUUCAAUAAAAAUUAUAGUUCUUGGAUAUGGAGUAAUUUAAUUGCCUUUACAUAUGUAAUUUCUGGUUUCCAACAAUUUAAAUUAACAAAUUUUAAAUUAGCUCAUACUUUAUUAAUUGGAUUAUUCAUUUAUGAUAUAUAUUUCGUAUUUGGAACUGAAAUUAUGAUGACAGUAGCUACAAAAAUCGAUAUUCCAAUGAUAUUAUAUAUUCCAAAAAUUUUUGAUGUUGGUCAUUCAAUAUUGGGGUUAGGUGAUAUUAUUAUCCCUGGUUUAUUUUGUAGUUUAUGUUUAAGAUAUGAUGUUUACAGAUAUUAUGAACAAACUAAAGAAUCAUUUCACCAUUUAACACCAUAUCCAAAACCUUAUUUCAUUACAAGUUUAAUAAGUUAUUCAAUUGGUAUAGUAUUAACUUUAAUUGCUUUGUAUGUUUUCAAAGCAGGUCAACCAGCACUAUUAUAUAUUGUACCAUGCUUACUUGUUGGUGCUAAUUUAACUGCUUUACUCAGAGGUGAAUUUUCACAUUUCUGGUCAUUUUCAGAUGGGUUGAAACCAUUUGAUGAAAAAUCAAAAUUUGAAGAUGAUGAUGAAGAAUAUAUACCUGAAGAAAUUGAUGAUGAAUUGGAUGAAUUUAUUGAAAAAGUUGAAAGAAAAAGAGCUCAAGAAGAUUUAGUAGAGACUGACAUUGAUGAUUUGUAUUUGGAAGAAGAUGAUGAUACAUUUUUAAUUGCAGUUGAUAGUGCUACUGAGUUGCUUGAUGAAGAAGAACUGGAUGGUGAUGACGAUGAUGAUGAAGAUGACGAAGAAUUUGAUUCGGAUAAUAGUGAUAUCAUGAUUGCAGAAGAAUUGAAUGUUCUUGAAUAUGAUUUACAAUUUGAACCUCAAGAAUGGUACACUAGUGAGGAAGAAGAAAAUGAAUCAGAUGACGAUGAAUAG
This is a messenger RNA of Lodderomyces jiufengensis, 1734 nucleotides long. RefSeq lists its product as uncharacterized. The transcript has a single exon. The record is from RefSeq and is a predicted model, not a curated record. NCBI's taxonomy places the organism in Eukaryota, Fungi, Ascomycota, Pichiomycetes, Serinales, Debaryomycetaceae. Gene Ontology annotation, biological process: membrane protein proteolysis. Gene Ontology annotation, molecular function: aspartic endopeptidase activity, intramembrane cleaving. Gene Ontology annotation, cellular component: cytoplasmic side of endoplasmic reticulum membrane; lumenal side of endoplasmic reticulum membrane; membrane. Bases 1 to 1734 code for a protein of 577 amino acids.